AUGCACGGGAGCCAUACCAAGGGCAGCGCCAUGGAGAAAUGCUUCCCCGGAGAGAGCGGGCAGCGGGAGGUCCACGACACCCUGUCAGAGGGGAUAGACCGCAUGAAGGACCUCAACGACCGCUUCGCCAAGUACAUCGACAACGCCAUCUUCCCGCUGCAGCGCAAGAACAGGGAGCUGCAGGAGGAGCUGCAGCUGGCUGAGAAAGAGGAGUACAACAAAUCCAGCGCCAUCUACAAGCGGGUUCAGUGCGACUUCAAGCUGAGGCUGGAUGACCACCAGAAAGAGGUCAACGCCUUCAAAGCCGAGAAGGAGAAGUUUAAAAAAUGCUUUGAGAAGGAGUGCCAUCAGAGAAAGGAGUGUGAGAAAGAUUUAGAGGAAUUGAGAAAGAAAUACGAUGAAACCAGUUCUACCUUAGAUAAACUUCAACGUAAGAUUAAACUUAUGGAAGCAAAUCUCACCCAACUUCAAGAUGUCCGGGAGCGAGAGCGUAAUUAUUGGAAGCAUAAAGUGGACCAUAUCCAAAAUCUGGAAUCGAUUGAUACUUUCAAAGCCGACCUUGAGCAGUCUUUGAGAGAAAUUCGUAAUGAAUAUGAAGAAAUUGCUAAAAAGAAUAAAGAGCAAAUAGAAAGAUAUAAACAAAAGUUUGAAGAACAAAAUUCUUCAACCCUGCAAAAGGUCAAGAAGGAAAACGAGUGUUACCGCAAAGAAAUGAAUGAGCUGAAACUGAAAGAUGAGCUACAGAUAAAUACGGUGCAUGAAAAGGAUAGAGAAAUCGCUAAGCAAAAGGAAGCCAGCAAAUGCCUGGAGAAGAAAAUUGUGAAUUACACCAAUGAAUAUCAGGAAUUGCACAAUGUUAAGGCUCGGAUUGAACAAGAAAUGGCGACUUACAAGAACCUCCUGAGUCAGGUGGAAAAAAAAGCAAGAGAUUAUUCCUCGCAACCUUGCACACCUGAGACAGAAGAUGAUAGCUAUGAUGAGGAUGACGACGAUGAUGACGAUGAUGACAUUUGCCGCAACACCGAAGGGCUGGACGACGAGGUGAGGAUUGAAGAUUAG
Callorhinchus milii (elephant shark) is the source of this 1059-nucleotide messenger RNA. Its product is annotated as glial fibrillary acidic protein-like. The record is from RefSeq and is a predicted model, not a curated record. Lineage: Eukaryota; Metazoa; Chordata; Chondrichthyes; Chimaeriformes; Callorhinchidae. The transcript has 8 exons. Bases 1 to 1059 code for a protein of 352 amino acids.